Molecule: messenger RNA, 1740 nt
Organism: Pelmatolapia mariae (spotted tilapia)
Lineage: Eukaryota; Metazoa; Chordata; Actinopteri; Cichliformes; Cichlidae
Gene: cep55l
Product: centrosomal protein 55 like
Exons: 12
Coding region: 103-1587 (494 amino acids)
Biological process (GO): establishment of protein localization; mitotic cytokinesis; regulation of phosphatidylinositol 3-kinase/protein kinase B signal transduction
Cellular component (GO): midbody
Source: RefSeq, a predicted model, not a curated record
GUCGUUUAAAAACGGUCUCGCCACAAAACAGACAAUAUUUAGUGGAUAACUUCCGUCUCCGUGUUCUAUUUAGCACUGCACUUAGUAACAACAGAAGCAGCCAUGACAUCUAAAAGUGCCAAAGAGACCAUAGUUGCCAAGUUGGGUUUCAAAUCCAGCAGCCCUGGCUCCAAGGCUGAGGCAGAGCUGGAAAAAGUCAAGAAAGAAAAUGCUCACCUGAGAAAAAAGAUUGAUGACCUGGCCAAACGGCACAUCAAACCGCCCGAUGCGGACAAAAGCAAGCUGCUGGAGAGGAUUCUUUCCCUCGAGACCUUGAGAGAGAGGAACAACCAGCAGUUGCUGGUGAAAGAGCAGGAGCUGGAAACUCUGAGACAGCAGCUGUCAGCUAAAGGAGGAGAGGUGGUGGCGUCGCUGCAAGCCCAGCUGGAGCAGCGGAGGAAAGAAGCAGAGCAGAGAGAUGCGUUGUUCCAGAGUUUGUCACAGGAGACGGAGAAUCUGAAAAACAAGCUGGCCACUGUUUCUGCCCGAUGUCAGACUCUGGAAACCCAGAAUGGACAGGCACCUGCUGCAGACCUCGUAAUGAUACAAGAUCAACUGAAAGAUGCUCUGGAGAAGAACCAGCAGUGGCUGGUGUACGAUCAGCAGAGAGAGGCCUAUGUGCAGUCUGUCCUGGCCCGUACUUUAGAGCUGGAGCAGCAGCUGGCUCAGGCAAAGCAGCAACAAACCAAACAAGAGGCCAGUCCAGAUGUCUCAGCUCCUGCCAACUUGGCAGAUCCAGAAAAGCAUUCUCAGCUGAAAAGCCAAUAUGACCACUUGGUGUCUGGGAUGCAGAAAGACCUGGAGAGCCAAAAAGAGCAGGUUACCAGAGCCAGACAGGAGCUCGGUGUCCAUCGGGAGCAGGCCUUGAAAGCUCAGGCUGAGCUGCACUCUCAGCGGGAGCAGGUCACCAGGGUUCAGGAGGAGAUGUUGGCACUGCAGAGGAAGUACGACGACAAGUGCAAAGAGCUGGAGGAGGCAAAGAUGGAUCUGCAGGCAGAGCGACUUAGCAACAGACAUGCAGUCUGUGAGGAGAGAAAGGUGUCGUCUGAGCGUGCAGACAGAAUGAGGGUGGAACUGGAGAAUAUGGAUAUCAGAUUGGAGGAGGAGAAGAAGAGAUCUGCUGAGCUUCUAUUGCAGGUAAAUAUGCUGCAGAAGUCCCUCCUGAGCCAGAAGGAAGAGCAGAGAAGAAUCGCAGCACUGGAGCAACAGAUCCAACUCUCUGCCAAGGACUUUGAGAAUGAAAAAAUUGAUCAUCAGAGCAUGCAGCACCAGUUACAUAAGGUGCUGAAGGAGCUUCGCAAGGCCCGUGAUCAGAUUGCAAAGCUGGAAUCUGCUAAGCAGCCAAAUGCUCGCUUUUCAGAGCCCAGCUCGUAUAAUAGCCUCGAGUUUGAGCGUCUCACUAUUGAAAACCCUCUUGGCCCUACAUCCCCAUCUAAAGUCACCAACCUCCUGGACGAGAGUUUCCUGGAGUGCCCAAAGUGUCGGGCCCCUUAUCCCACCAGUCGUCACAGGGAGCUGCUGACUCACAUCGAUUACUGCUUUGCGUAAGCUAACACAUCAGUCUAGAUGAGUGAUUCUCAGUGUGCAUGUCCGGACCUCCACUUAGUCAAAGGGGUAAAAACAAACACAAGAAUCACUCUACAAGAUUUCUGAUUCAUUCAGGAAAUUUGUGUUUUUGAAUCUAGGUAAAAUAAAACAAUG